AUGGCGGCGUCAUGGAGAUUUUCCUAUGCCCUCCUAUCCCUACUACUGUUGUUUCUUGGUCUGACCAAUGCCCAAGAUGUCCCCGAAUGCAGCGAAAAGGUGCCAUGCAAGGUCGGCUGCUGCAGCAAGUUUGGCUUUUGUGGCCUAGGGCCGGCUUAUUGUAGCAAAGCCGUCUGCGUCAAUAAUUGCGACCGCAAAGCCGACUGCGAUCCAGGAGGCUAUGGCAAGGACUUCGUCACCAAGACGACGUGUCCUCUCAAUGUCUGCUGCUCCAAGUAUGGCUUCUGUGGAACAACCUCGGAGUUCUGCGGAGACAAGAAGGUGAAGCGUCCAACUUGUGCCGUUGACAAAAGCAGCCGCUUCAAGCGUGUGGUUGGAUACUAUGAGAGCUGGUCGUCCGCACGCCCUUGCAACCGUUUCUAUCCGGAGCAAAUCCCCAGUGGCGUGUAUUCACACAUCAACUUUGCCUUUGCCAGCAUCAAUCCCUCGACAUUCGAACUGAUACCGGCUGACCAGUCGGAUGUUGACAUGUACCGCCGAGUUGCCUACUUGAAGAGGAAUGAUCCCAACCUCAAAGUCAUGAUUGCGGUGGGAGGAUGGACUUUCAACGACCCAGGCCCGACAGCUACGACCUUUUCCGACAUUGCUCGAAGCGAGGAUGCCCAGCGGAAGUUCAUUGGCUCCGUGCUGAGCUUCUUACAGACCUACAACUAUGAUGGCAUCGACUUGGACUGGGAAUAUCCUGGCGCCGAGGACAGGAGCGGCCGCGGGGAGGACUUUGCCAACUUUCCCAAAUUUAUGGCCAAUCUUAAGCAGGCUUUGAAGGACUAUGAAGUCAGCAUCACUCUCCCGGCGUCACUAUGGUAUCUACAACACUUUGACAUAAAACGACUGGCUCCGCAUGUGGACUUUUUUAACAUGAUGACCUACGACUUCCAUGGGGUCUGGGACAAGCCUAACAAAUGGGUUGGGCCGUAUCUGAAUUCCCACACCAACCUCACAGAGAUCAAAGAAGGUCUUGACCUCUUGUGGCGAAACGAUAUUGACCAUGACAAAGUGACUCUUGGGAUGGCCUUUUACGGCCGUGGAUUUAUAGCGACCAGCUCUGCAUGCCUCAGUCCAGGGUGCACUUUCGAGUCGGGUACAGCUGCACAGCUCUGCAGUGCCGAGGUGGGGGUCAUACUGAACUCGGAGAUCGAUGGCCUGGUUGCCAAGGAGGGCUUGAAUCCAGUUCUGAACAAAGAUGCAGCUGUCAAGGUCUUGACUUGGGGAGGCAAUAACUGGGUCACCUACGACGAUGAAGAGACUCUGCAGAUGAAGGCGGACUUCGCGCGGAGCGAAUGUCUUGGCGGUGUUAUGGUCUGGGCGAUCUCGCAUGACACCCAAGAUGCGAAGUACUCACUAGCCCUGUCACGCGCGGCUCCAAGGCUGUUCAAUGCAUUGGCCGAUACUGGUUCCAAUGAUGGAUAUGUUACUGAAGUUACAGAACAUCCCCAGUGCAGGUGGACCAACUGCAACGAGAACUGCCCAGCCAACUGGAUUCGCAUGAUGAGGAAUGAUGGGGGAGCCAGAGGUAACGAGUUCAUGGUCAACGGGGCAGGUUGUGAUGGCCGCGGCGUACACAAGCUCUGUUGCCCACCUGGUAAUCCGAUUCCCACAUGCGGCUGGUAUUCACAUAAUAACGGCGACUGUGACAACGGCGCUUCUUGUCCCGCUGGCACCAGAGAAAUCGGCAGCAAUAGCGAGCACUGCGCUACGACAUCGUACAAUUCACUCUCGCCAUCUUACCAGGCUGCCUGCUGCACGACAGAAACAGACAGCAUGAAACUGUACUCGCAAUGUGAUUGGACCUCCACUCGCAACAAGAACUUCCCCAACUGCGAUGCUGGAAGUUGCGGAGCAGAUGUCGUUGCUUACUCUGGCGAUGGCAGCGGCGAUGCCACGUGCUGGGGAGGAUGGUAUAGGUAUGGCAUGGAAGACUCUUCCAAGAACAAGUACUGCUGCUCCCAGCCCGAGCAGGACAAGAACGAGGACUAUCAGUUCGAGGAUGCCCUCAGGAACUUUAUGACGAACCCGGUCUGUAUGAGCAACAUCUUUGUCGGCAGCCCGCUGCGGAAGAGGAACGAGUCCUUGGCGGUCGACAUGGACCACCAGUCCGUUGGUCUGGUCCCGCGUCAAGACGCGGGCUAUCGAACCUUCGUGAUCGAGUCUCUCGUCUUGUUCAUGGCACAGAGGCUGUUCGUCGAGACACCGAGAAGGUCCCUCAUCGACAUAUGGGACAGAACCGUCGUGACCCGCUUCAACAGUCUCUCGUACGCCAACCUGGCCGACUAUCAAAGACGCCGAGGACACACGCUUUAUGUCAUGUACGGCAGCACACAAUGGCCCCGGUACAUUACUUGCAACCUGGGCGUCUUGCAAGAGGCAAUCGCAGGUAACGGUGGUGGUGGCGGCGGCGGCGGGUCGUGUACCAGGACCUACCCGCAUAGUACUGCAUCUCAGUAUCUGCCUUGGCGAGCACCAGAAUACACCCCAGGAGGCCAGGUCACGAACCCAGCCAAAACGGCUGAAGCGUGCACAUACGAUCCAAACUGUGCAGUUUUUGAGCAUCUCGUUGUGAACGUGAUACAGCCCAAUGGCGUCCGACUCGAAGAAUUUGAGAAUGACCACCUGUUCGAGCGCCAGCUAUUACGCACGUGGGGUGACGAUGCGCUGGUUGGGCGAUGGAACGCGGGAACAGGAGACGGCCCUGAAGGCAUCGAUGCUCCACAUGAAGUUCCUUUUGCAUUUUUCACGAUCUCUCUGCAACAGAUAGAUGCAUCUGGCCUCACGGUUCAAGAUCGUAUGAUGCAUGCGCUCGGGAGUAGCGCGAACCCCGACGUGAUGACACUGGUUGUAAAAGCUAUCAAUCUCAUGAAAUCCCAGAUGUGGAGUCUCGGGGAAGCCCUUGUGGCCGUGAGAGAGAUGGAGGACUAUGUUUACGGGACUAAGGUCAAGGCAGCUUGCCCCAAAGUUGCCCUGGACCAUAUCAGGAAGGUACGUGCUCGUCCAAAAAGCUAUGUUGACAUGACGUCUGGUUUCUCAACCGUGGUUCUGCAGGUGCUUGUCGUGUGGCGCUGGCACUCAAGCCGAGUAAUUCGCGAACGCUUGAGGGGCAUCGUGUGGUCGCUGCGUCAGCUGCUGCGACAAGCAGAGAGACACUAUGAGAGCACACAUGGCGGCCAGAGUCCAUAUGCCUUGGAGCACUUUGAUGGCUGGGUUCAAACGAGAAUGGAGGUCAUGAGAGACAACGUGCAAGCGUUCGGUGUGAGGUGGCUCCAGGAGCUGAAUCUGCCGGCAGUCAACAACGUGCCCGCAGAUGCUGCCAUCCGAGCAAACUUGGUGCGCGCAUACGCCACCCUGCCUGACAUCAGGGUAGACGACUUUUUCCCGCCCAUUUAG
Thyridium curvatum is the source of this 3441-nucleotide messenger RNA. RefSeq lists its product as uncharacterized. The transcript has 11 exons. NCBI's taxonomy places the organism in Eukaryota, Fungi, Ascomycota, Sordariomycetes, Thyridiales, Thyridiaceae. Bases 1 to 3441 code for a protein of 1146 amino acids. Gene Ontology annotation, biological process: carbohydrate metabolic process. Gene Ontology annotation, molecular function: hydrolase activity, hydrolyzing O-glycosyl compounds; chitin binding. The record is from RefSeq and is a predicted model, not a curated record.